Drosophila busckii is the source of this 3943-nucleotide messenger RNA. RefSeq names its product ATP-dependent DNA helicase MPH1 (gene Fancm). The coding region runs from base 41 to 3802 and encodes 1253 amino acids. Gene Ontology annotation, biological process: double-strand break repair via synthesis-dependent strand annealing; interstrand cross-link repair; replication fork reversal. The record is from RefSeq and is a predicted model, not a curated record. Lineage: Eukaryota; Metazoa; Arthropoda; Insecta; Diptera; Drosophilidae. Gene Ontology annotation, molecular function: four-way junction DNA binding; ATP binding; four-way junction helicase activity. The transcript is spliced from 5 exons.
GUUUUGUUAUUAUUUUAUUUUGUUUACUUGUGUUUAAAACAUGAAUAAUGAGUGGCCGGCAGACUGGAAUGCCGACGAGGAGUUUGACGAUGCUGAUCUGGCCAUAUUGGACUCACAAACGACAAGAAAUGAAGCGAAGCCGGCAGCGCAACAAACGUUUGAUGGCGACGUAGAUUACGAUGGAUUUGAUGCAGCUGCAGGACAUAACUGGCUAUAUCCCAACAAUUUGCCACUGCGCACAUAUCAGCAUAAUAUAGUGCAGGCAGCGCUUUAUCGCAAUACGCUGGUGGUGCUGCCCACAGGACUGGGCAAAACAUUUAUAGCAGCGGUGGUAAUGUACAAUCUACAUCGCUGGUAUCCAAAGGGCAAGCUGAUAUUUAUGGCGCCGACGCGACCGCUAGUGUCACAACAAAUAGCAGCAUGUCAAAAGAUAAUGCCAUUUCCAGCGGAGGAUACAGUGGAGCUAACAGGCAGACUGCAGCGCGUGAAGCGCUUGGAACUGUGGCGCAGCAAACGCGUAUUCUUUGCCACGCCGCAAGUGGUGCAGUCGGACAUAGUGGAGGCGGAGUUUCCCUUUCAACAGAUCAAGCUGUUGGUUAUAGAUGAAGCGCACAGAGCCAAGGGGCGUUAUGCCUACACGCAGGUAACUGAAUCAUUGAUGGCGCGUAAUCGCAACUUUCGCGUGCUUGCGCUGUCUGCUACGCCAGGACGGCAUGUGGAGGAUGUGGCUGCUGUAUGUCGCAAUUUAUACAUUUCCCACUUGGAGGUGCGCUGUGACAACUCCAUAGAUGUGCAGCCCUAUACGCAUAAGCGGCAGCUACGCACCAUAGUGGUGUCACUCAAGGACAAUAUAAAGGAACCACGCGCACGUUUGCUGCAGCUUAUAGAUCCGUAUCUGCGUCAGCUUAUACAAGCGGAUGUGCUUAAAGCGCGCGCCAAUUUAUCACGCGCAGCGCUGCUGCAUGAACGCACGCGUUAUCAGGAGCGCGCUGCAAAUGGACAGCGUCAUCCGGAGCAUAGUUUAGUGGUCAGCAACUUUGCCAUGUGCAUAAGCAUGUACUAUGCGCUGGAGCUGCUGGAGCGGCAUGGACUGCGUGUGUUUGUCAACAGCUUUGAGCAGGAGGAUAAGUUUGUGCUGCGUGACAAUGCGCUGCGUGAGCUGGUGGAGCAAGUGCGUGCGCAGCUGGGCGCUAAUCCUUUCGAUAUUUCCACGCGUCCCAUGACUAAUGGACAAAUAGCGCCCAUGCCUGCCAAGCUGGACUUUGGACAUCCCAAAUAUGAACAGGCGCGUGAGGUUAUAGUGCAACAUUUUGAGCAACACAGCGAAACACGCGCCAUAGUGUUCUGUGAAUAUCGCGAGUCGGUGAUGUUGAUACAACGUUUGCUGCUGCAACAUCGUCCGCUGGUGCGCUCGCGCUGCUUUGUAGGCCAAAGCGCCAAUGGCGGCGGCAUUUGCGCUUUGACACAAAAGGAACAAAUACAAAUAAUGAAUGAUUUUCGCAGCGGCGUGCUGAAUCUGCUGGUGGCUACUUCCAUAGGCGAGGAGGGAUUGGAUGUAGGCGAGGUGGACUUUAUAGUUUGCUUUGACAUUUGCAGCUCCAAUCCCACGCGCUUUGUGCAGCGCAUUGGACGCACGGGCAGACAAAAGAAGGGCGAGGUGGUAAUGCUGGUUACAGAAGGACGCGAGCAGCAGCUGCUUAAGGAUGUGCUGGCCACUAAGGAGCAAACCAAUCGCAAACUGCUGCAGUCUACAGUUAUAAAAGCAGCGCUAUAUGAGCAGGCGCCGCGUCUGGUGCCGCCGCAGUUUCAGCCCAAGUGCGAGCAGCGCUUUAUGGAGUCCACUAAGCCAGUUAUAAAGUCACCAUCGCCCAAGAAGCAAAAGCUGCCAAAGGACUGUCAGGAUUUGCGUAAAUACUUCAAGCAAAGCGAGGAGCGUUUUCUAAAGAAUACGCCUAGUUAUGAAGUAGGCGCUGCCUCCCAGCUGCUGCUGCAAAAGGAACUCCAAAGACGCAGCGCAGGCGUGCAAAACUUUUUAGUGGAAACGCAAACAACUGAAGCAGACAAUUCCCAACAACGCCUGCGUCAGCUGCUGCGUUUGCUGCAGUCAAACAAACCUUUGGUUGCAGAAUCGCAGCGCAGUCAGGAUUUGCUUUGCCAGCUGCAGGAUAAGCAGCUGCCGCUUGCUUUAAAGCGCGUGCUGUUGCAACAUAAUGCAAAAUUUGUUGCCGAAACGCAGCAGAAAAUGCUGCAACAACAGCAGCUGCAGCUGGAUGCAGCGCGUCUUAAUACGCGGCAGCAACGCACGCGACGCAACUACGAGUUGCUGCUGGAAAUAUGCCAAGGUGAGCAGGCUUUGGAGCAGCUGCUGUCAGCACAGAGCAGCGCAGAGCCGCAACAACAGCAGCAGCAACAAUUUGCAGCAAAUUGUGAGCUUAUAUUUAAAGGACUAAAGCCACAAGAUGUUUGCAAUGAUAAUUAUGAGCUGCUGCAGCAGCAGUUGGUGCAGCUGGAGCAGCGACAAUUGGAGCGCACGCUUAGAGAGCAAGCAGUUGAUACUGACAGUGAGCUGGAGCAUUCAUGGGAGCAGCCUGACGAGCAAAGCGCUUGGCAGCAGUAUGAGGAGCAACACUUUGAGCCCAUUGCCAGCGCUAGUUCAACGCCGCUGCAAGUAAAAUGCACGCCCAAUGUGGAGCUUAGCACAAAUCUAAGUCGCCUCAACUGUCUUAUGCUUGAAGCCAGCACACCCAAGUGCAAGCCCAAGCAGGAAGCGCAAGCUGUAACACCCGAACUGGACUUGGAUUUAAAUGACUUUUUGGAGCCGCUGCCCGAAGAGCAGCUGCUGCAGUUAUCCGCCUGCAAAGAGAAUCAAGCGGGCAUGUCAACGCCACGCAAUAGAUCACCCGAUCUGUUCGCUGAGGAUUGCAGUCUGUCGCCUUGGCAACCUGCAAAGCCCAAAAGUUUAGCUGCCAAGCUGUCAGCCAAGCUGCCAGUUAACAAAACACCCGAGCGCAUUAAAGCUGCAACUCAACAACAACAACAACGUUCGCCUAGCAUAUUCGAAAGCUAUUUGCAGCGCAUGCGUGGGCGUGGCAAGCUGUCCAAGGAGGCGCAGCAGCUGCAUGAGCUUACCAGCAAUGCGCAGCAAGAGGAUUCGCCGCUGCUGCGUCCCAAGCGCACAGCUAAGCGUAAAAUUUGUGAUGUAAGCGCGGAGGAGCAGCUGAGCGAUGAGCUUGACUACGAGCAAGUGCCUGCCACACAGCUGUUGGAACUUACGCCGCCCAAAUGGCCACGACAGCGUCGGCCCAAGCCACGCAACGCUUUUAUACUAGACGAAGCUGAUCAAAGUGGCUCAGAUCAUGAGGAAGCAGCUGAUGCGGAGAAUACCAUUGGCUGUUAUCUGCACGAUUCCGUUGUCGUAUCCAGCGAUGAGGAUCAGCACAAUGAUACCAACAUGCAUGCCAUUUAUCUACAGGGUAUAAGAAGUCCCAUAAAGCGCGCUGGCGCCUUUAAAAUACUCGAGCCACGCACCUACGAUGUGUCCCAGAUUUACUCACAAGCUGUGGAAGCGGAGCCCUCACAGUAUUUGCCCUGCUCGUUUAUAGCGGAUGAGGAGAGCGCGCUGCUGGAGCAGGCACAUGAUAUAAGCGAGUGUCCUUUGGAGCGUGCAGAGCGCAUUUUAAAGGAGCAGCGACGGCAGCGCAAGCGCGACAAAGCCGAAGGCGCAACACAGCCCAAGCGCAGACGCAUACAAACUAUAGUCGAUUCCAGUGAUGACGAUGAUGAUAUUAUAAUGCUAGACUAAACUAUAUAUAAAGCAGUGUUUUGAUAAUUUUAAGUUUAUUUUUAAACGCUUAAUGUAUAAAUUAAUACUUUGGUGUGCAUUGUGUGUGGGCGCAGCCUGUAAAUGAAACAAUAAAUGUACCUUAUAGUUUAUAAGCUUAAC